AUGGACAGCUUUGAGGAGGCCGACCUCAAUGACAAGGAGGUGCAACAGGUGCUGAACUUCAUCUUAAAAUUUUGCAGUGACGAGAACGAUGACCUGUACAGACCUGAGCAGUGGGGCAUUGAGGAGGCCAACGUCAAUGAUGAGGAGGUGCAGCAGGUGAUUGACUUUGUCCUCCAAUUUUACAAUGAUGCAAAUGAUGACCUGUAUGCCAGCCGAGCAGUGAGAGUGAUGAGCGCCAAGCAGCAGGUCGUUGCUGGAAUACUGUACUACUUGAAAACUGAAAUAGGUAGAACAACAUGUACCAAAUCCCAGUCUGAACUGUCUGACUGUCCCUUCAGUGAACAUCCAGAUCAGCAGAAGAGAGAAAUAUGCAACUUCCAGGUCCACAGUGUGCCCUGGGAGCAUGAAAUCUCUGUGAAAAAUUACAGUUGUCAAAGUACCUGA
Castor canadensis (American beaver) is the source of this 444-nucleotide messenger RNA. The record is from RefSeq and is a predicted model, not a curated record. NCBI's taxonomy places the organism in Eukaryota, Metazoa, Chordata, Mammalia, Rodentia, Castoridae.